Nerophis lumbriciformis (worm pipefish) is the source of this 960-nucleotide messenger RNA. NCBI's taxonomy places the organism in Eukaryota, Metazoa, Chordata, Actinopteri, Syngnathiformes, Syngnathidae. The record is from RefSeq and is a predicted model, not a curated record.
AUGGCGACUCACCUGCUUACCGCUCUGCUGUGCUGCUCUACGGCUCUUCUCCUGGUGGCGGCCACUUCCCUUGCCGUAACUUGCGACGACGACGGAGGGGCGGCGGCGGCGAGCCUGGCCGUGCGACACAUCAACGAGCAUCACAAGCACGGCUACAAGUUCAAGCUGGACGCACCCCCGGCCAGCAACUUUCAACAGGGGCCAGACGGUUGCCAGAUUGAUCUCCUGUUGAAGUUGAGGCAGACCAAAUGUCACGUCAGCAACCCCAAAUCCCACGAGGACUGCGAAGUCAUGUCGUUAGGAGACCGGGGCGCGUUGGCCACCUGCAACAGCAGGGUUGACGUGAUAGGGGGCGUGGCCACUGUUAUCAGUCAUAAUUGCGACACCAAAGCAGAGAACACCAACGCUGAGAUGGUACUGAUUUGUCCCGACUGCCCUAGCUUGUCGCCUUUGGACGACGAGACGGGCGUGAAGGCGGUUCAGGCGGCCGUCAAAAACUACAACCAGCAGCACAACCACCAGAACUACUUUCGCCUGAUGGAGAUUUCACAGCUGACGUCCUACUACAUCCCAGGCAUGGGCACCUUCAUGAGUCUGGAGUUCGCCCUGGUGGAGUCGGUCUGUCCGAAAGAUUCCAGGAUCGUCCUAGAGACCUGUGAGGCACGCUGCCCCGAUCGAGCUCAUCACGCCUUCUGCAAGACGACCUACAACAUCAUCGGAGGAGAAUUUGGAAAUCUUGAAUGUGAACUUUAUCUCCCCAAAGAUAUCAGCCCGCUAGCCGACGGCCAGACUGAGCCCACGUGCGUGUUGUUCCACGACAGUCAGGAAGAUGCCGCCUGCCACCACCAUGUUAGCAGCCAACAGAAGGAGAUCCACCAGAUUUGCCCCUUCCCGCCUGACGUGUCGCAUGCGGGGCAUGCGCACGGGCAUGGGCAUGAGCAUUCGCAUGGGCAUGCGUAA